AUCGCGACAACGACCCAUUGCCCGUUCCAGAUUGCACCUUACCGCCGCCACCAUCACCAAAGAAAUCAUUCUAUCUUCUGAACAUAUCACCCCAGCGCGCCGCAGAAAUGGGAAAGCGAUCGUAUGAAGAGGCCGAGGGGUCGAACGCCGAUGGCCAGGAGCAAAACCAGCCCCAGAAAAGAAACAGAAACCCGCACAACAGGUUCAACCCCAAGAACAUUGCAAAGCGCCAGAAGACCACCCAGAAGAUCAACGAUGGCAACCUUAGUCAGAUCAAGAAGCGUGUCAGAGCAAUUGAGCGCCUUCUCGAACACAAGAACGAAAAGCUGCCUGCCAAUGUCAGGAACGACCUCGAGCGCGAACUGCAAGCCCACAAGCAGAGGAUUGCCGACGAGAGUGACAGGAAGUUGAGAAGCAAGAUGAUCAGCAAGUACCAUAUGGUCAGGUUCUUUGAGCGCAAGAAGGCCAUGCGCCUCGCAAAGCAGCUGAUGAAGCAACUCGACGAAACCAAAGACGAAGCCGAGAUCGCCAGGCUAAAAGCCGACCUCCACAUUGCCGAGGUCGACCUCGAUUAUGCUCUCUACCACCCUCACAUGGAGACCUACAUCAGCUUGUACCCCAAGCCCAAGGACGAAGCCGCAGAGAAGGACGAGAAGAGUUCAGCCGCACACCACCUUCACUCCUCAAGACCCCCAAUGUGGACCACCAUCGAAAAGGCCCGCCAAGAGGGUAAGAGCGCUCUGGAGAAGAUUCGCGACAGACGACCGGAACGCGACUUUUCGAAACCCACUUCCAAAAAGACAGCCAAUAAGUCUUCGUCACAGAGCGAGGAGCGCCCAGCCAAGGGCAAAUACGGCAAGACGGAGGAGGAGAGCGCGAGCGAGAGCGACGACGGAGGCUUCUUCGAGGAGGACUAG
This is a messenger RNA of Neurospora tetrasperma FGSC 2508, 917 nucleotides long. RefSeq lists its product as uncharacterized. Gene Ontology annotation, biological process: maturation of SSU-rRNA from tricistronic rRNA transcript (SSU-rRNA, 5.8S rRNA, LSU-rRNA). Bases 108 to 917 code for a protein of 269 amino acids. Gene Ontology annotation, cellular component: preribosome, small subunit precursor; nucleolus. The transcript has 2 exons. Lineage: Eukaryota; Fungi; Ascomycota; Sordariomycetes; Sordariales; Sordariaceae. The record is from RefSeq and is a predicted model, not a curated record.